Molecule: messenger RNA, 852 nt
Organism: Suillus subaureus
Lineage: Eukaryota; Fungi; Basidiomycota; Agaricomycetes; Boletales; Suillaceae
Product: multicopper oxidase-domain-containing protein
Exons: 7
Molecular function (GO): oxidoreductase activity; copper ion binding
Source: RefSeq, a predicted model, not a curated record
AUGAUUAUUCCUAUCGUAUUCGCUUCUCUCAUUUCAUCGAUUAAUGCUGUAUCUAUAGUAUCUCGCUCACAGUCCUACCCUCAGACCGCCGUACUCGGCCCCAAAACUACAAUAACCAUAGGUAAUAAGGUCAUCGCUCCCGAUGGCUUCGAACGCGCAGCAACUGUUGUCAACGAAUGGUUCCCUGGACCAUUGAUUGCAGCCCAGAAGGGAGAUAACUUUGCUAUUGAGGUAGUGAACGAGCUCAAAGACGAGUCAAUGUUCAAGAGUACCAGCGUCCACUGGCACGGUAUCUUCCAGAAUGGGACGAAUUAUGCGGACGGGACGUCCUUCGUCACACAAUGCCCCAUCGCACAGAACCACUCUUUCUUACACUCAUUCUCCGCCCCGAACCAAGCAGGCACUUACUGGUAUCAUAGUCAUUAUUCCGUCCAAUAUUGUGAUGGUCUGAGGGGAGCCCUGGUGAUCUAUGAUCCUGAUGACCCUUUGGGAUACAUGUAUGAUGUCGACGACGCGAGCACCGUGAUCACACUUUCCGACUGGUAUCACGUCGUGGCCCCCGUCUUGAGCCACAUCAUAGGUACCACCGCCAACUCCACGCUUAUUAAUGGACUGGGUCGUUAUGCAGGUGGGCCCGCGUCUAAUCUUGCUGUGAUCAGCAUCGCACAGGGAAAGCGAUAUCGCAUGCGGCUGGUUGCAAUGUCCUGUGACUCCGAGUUCCUGUUCUCCAUCGAUGGCCACAACCUUACAGUCAUCGAAGCGGAUGGACAGCUGACCGAACCUGUGGUGGUAGAUGAGCUCACGAUUCUUGCGGGUCAGCGCUACUCUGUGGUUCUGAUAGCCGAUCAACCG